This is a messenger RNA of Penicillium canariense, 951 nucleotides long. RefSeq lists its product as uncharacterized. The record is from RefSeq and is a predicted model, not a curated record. The transcript has a single exon. Bases 1 to 951 code for a protein of 316 amino acids. Lineage: Eukaryota; Fungi; Ascomycota; Eurotiomycetes; Eurotiales; Aspergillaceae.
AUGACCUCUACAAAGACCAUCAUCUUCGGCCCUACAGGCCACGUCGGCUCUGCUACGGCGCGCACUGCGCAUCAGCUCGGUGCUAAAGUGGUGCUUGCCAUGCGUGACGUUGAAAAGCCCAUUCCAGGUCUAAACUCAUAUCAAGAGAACUCAGGAGGUUUCAUCAGAGUCCAGGCAGAUCUCACCAAGCCCGAAACUGUCCGGGCAGCCGUGAGCGCGACUGGAGCAAAGCAUGCAUUUAUAUAUAUCGCUCACGGCACGACUGACCACAUGAGACAAACAAUCGAAGCACUUAAGGCCUCUGGUAUUGUGUUUGUGGUCUUUCUGAGCAGCUUCGGCGUGCAAGGGGAUGCCAGGAGUAUUCCACCGACAGACAUCAUAGCGUAUGUCCACGCGCAGGUCGAGAACAAUCUUGAAGACGUCUUUGGCACCGAUGGCUACAUCGCACUUCGACCCGCAUUCUUCAAUACCAAUGCGCUUUGGUGGGCGAGUAUGAUCCGCGAGGGCGAGGUCAGAGCGGCCUAUCCGGACGGCAAAUUCGACUGGAUCUCUCCGGGGGAUAUUGGCAGUGUGGCGGGCUCACUGCUCGUUAAAGGAAUACAGGCAACCGAAGGUGCAGAAGAACGCAAUGUUAUUCCCCUCUGUGGACCAAAGUUGGUAUCCCUAAGAGACGCCAUGGCAAUAUUCGGCAAAGCGCUUGGCAAAGAUAUCAAGGUUACGGAGGUAGAUGAGGAUGAAGGUGUGAAGAUCAUGAUCCAAAAUGGAGUACCUGACUUCGUGGCAGGGCCACUGGUCAAGUCUUUGGGUACCGGAGACAACAGCGAGGAUGGCUCCGGCCGGUUCUAUGGGGACGCGUACAAGAAGGCAUCCGCAAAUCUCAGAAAGUAUGCCGGGCAGGUCACCAGCUUGGAAGAGUGGGCUGAGGCCAAUAAGGAGAUAUUCGACGUCUAA